Molecule: messenger RNA, 1554 nt
Organism: Colletotrichum phormii
Lineage: Eukaryota; Fungi; Ascomycota; Sordariomycetes; Glomerellales; Glomerellaceae
Product: glycoside hydrolase superfamily
Exons: 3
Coding region: 1-1554 (517 amino acids)
Source: RefSeq, a predicted model, not a curated record
AUGUCGGAUUUCAAUACGGCGAAACCCCCGCCUCACUUCAAGAAGGAGGGAGUCUUUCACCGUUUGAUUGUCGAUGAAAAAGCCUUUCUCAUUCUUGGAAGAGAGGUUACCCCAUCUGCUUCCUCGUCCGCCGCCUACAUGGCUCGCCAGUGGCAAGACAUCAAAAAUCUCGGUCUUAAUACUGUCUUGCUCGCCGUUACAUGGGAGGUCUUUGAGCCGAAAGAAGGCCGGUUCGACAGAGACUUGGUCGCAAACCUGAUUGCUCAAGCUCGUGGGGUAGGUAUUCGAGUCAUCAUCUCGUGGUUUGGCUCUUUGAAGGGUGAUGUGUCAAGCUACACGCCCCAGUGGAUUAAGAUGGACCCUGUGCGCUUUCCCAAAAUGAGGUACAACAUCGACGCAUGGUUGACAGUGCCCACGCCCACUGUCUCGCUCUUUGGACCACAGCUCGUCAUAGCAGAGAAAACGGCCUUCGCAGAGUUCGUACAGCAAGUCAAAGCCGCCGACCCUGACUACGACACCAUCCUCAUGUUGCAAAUUGGCAGCGAAAUUGGCUACUUAGAUUGGUCCAGAGACGUCUGUGACGCAGCCUUGGCUACGUUUGAUAAGGGCGUUCCAGCUGACUACUUGGACUUCCUCGUCCAGUCUGGCUCAGUGCUUUGUUCUGCUGAGAGUCACGCCUGGGAGGAAUUCGCCAGUACUUCCCUAGGCACGGACGAGCUUUUCACCACAUAUCAUGUCGCCAGCCACAUCAACGCCCUGGCCAAAAUUGCCAAAGAGGCUUACCCUGUCCCGAUCAUUGUCAAUGCUGCUCUCGAACAAGCUGAAGGAAGGAAGCACGGCGGCCCUCUUCCUGAGACCUUGCACCUCUGGAAGCUCUUUGCGCCAUGUAUCGAUCUUUAUGCACCACGAUUGCUUGAUAACAAUUACAACGAGACUUGUGAGACCUGGGGCUCGGGUAGCGACCAACCUCUCCUUGUCCAGGCCCAUGGUCAAUGGGACACUGCGAGUUGCCAGCUUUGGUCUGCAUUUGGUUCUCACUACGCCAUUGGAAUCGUUUUUUCCAAGAUUCAAGACAUGAGCAAGAGGCAUGAAUCUAUCAUUGAGCACUCCACCCUACUCCGCCAAGCCGCCCCCUUCCUUCUGGAUGCCCAGGACCAAGGUCACCCGCAUAUUGGGUUCACCAAUGCUCAUGAUACGCGUCCGUGGUUGUUGGAUCCAGGCCCGCUCCAUCUUAUAUCUGGAGAGUUCGAGAUCACCCUGAAGAAUAGCUUUUGUUUGGCUGCAUGGGGCAUCAUGUACGGUCUUGCCAUCAGUCAGGGCAACGGCAAGCUUUUGCUCUUCGGUCGCAACUUCGAGGUUAAGGCCAUGUCUCGGAGUGAUGACGUGGCUUCUACCCGCAUUCUCAGCUUGCAUGAGGUGGAGGUCGAUGAGCAAGGUCGGUUGCAAGUUCAACGUACGUUCAACGCCGAUGAGACCAACGGCUCCAGAAUUGCCAGAAUGAGUCCCGAGGCCCCAAUGAUUGCGGAGCUUCAGUUCUAUUGUAUCAAGAAGUGA